GGCUAUUAUCUAUGGUGGUGGUGGGUUGUGAGAGUGAGAGUUUACUGGGUAGAGCCUAGAGGUGAGGUGAAGUGGGUCAAUAAAGUAAUCUCUACGAGAAAAAUCCACUCUCUCCCGCUUUCCCGCUCCUUCUCUUGAAUCUCUUUCUUUCUUUAUCUCUUUCUUUCUAGACAAAAACAAGAGAAGAAAAGAAAACAAACGAAGUGAUGGAGAGCCAAUGGAGAGAACCGAAACCAAAACAAAACGGUAGUUGUUGCCUGUUAGUGUAAAUUCUUCUCUUCUCUUCUCUCCUUAGCUAUGCGGAGCAGCUUCUUCUCCUGCAAUGGAUACCCCAGAGAAGACCCAGGUCACCUCUCCUCUUUCUAAGUUCGAGGAUUCACCUGUUUUCAACUAUAUCAAUAGCCUUUCUCCUAUCAAGCCAGUGAAGUCCAUAAACAUCGCCCAUACAUUCCACUCGCUUAGUUUUGCAUCCCUUCCGUCCGUCUUUACUUCGCCCCAUGUCAACUCUCACAAGGAAACUAGGUUCCUUAAGAGGCAUAACUACGCUGAUCUCUCAAAACCAGAGUUUUCUUCUGAAAAUGGGAAUGAGGCUUGUAAUGAUGAAGGGGUAGCUGUGGAUGCGGCUCAGCUUUAUGAUAAUUCGUCUGAGCUACAGGAGAGUUUUGAUCCUGGGGUGUCCAUUAGAGAGGCUUCAGUUGAACCUCCUAGUGAACAUUCGAAGCUCGCAAUUGAACUGCCACGGACGUUAAAAUAUGAUUGUGGUAUCCCUGAUAGUGACCAAACACCUCGUUGUGGUACUCAGACAGAUACUGUGUCCAAAUCUGAUGGCACAAUAGCGUCACUUGUUCCAUUUACUAAUGUGGCUUCUCAUAAAGAUUCCCCUGAAGGUCAAGUGCAUUUAGCAGGGUUAUACAAGAUUGAGAGUAAAAAAGAGGCUACAGAAUGUGACUGGGAGAAUUUUAUAUCAGAUUCUGCUGAUCUGUUAAUUUUCAAUUCUCCCAUUGAUGCAGAGGGUUUUAAGGAGCUUUUUCAGAAGUCACCAAACCCUGUUGUAGGAUUUUGCACCUCUUUUAGUGAGGUGCAAAAAAUGCAAAUAGUCAAUCCUAUUGGUCCUGGUGAACAAAAUGAGAAGGAAGACCCCUUCACUCAACCUGGGGAAACCAUUGAGCUGACGCAAAUGGACCCAACACAGGACAAUCUUGCUGCCAAUAAGGAUCCAAAUAAAUACAUAAUCAGCAAUCCUUCUAAGGCUGUUUCUAAUUUGCAUCGUGGCAUGCGAAGGCGCUGUCUUGACUUUGAAAUGGUAGGAGCCCGUAGGAAGAACGUAGAAGACGGUUCAAGCACUAGUUCAGUGGUGGUGCAGUCAGAUGAGAAAAUUACUUACAAAAAUACACAAUUGGUGCCUUUUAAGCCCAGCAGUGAUUCUUCAAGAUGCAUUUUACCUGGAAUUGGUCUGCACUUAAAUGCUUUGGCAAUAAAUUCCAGGGAUAGCAAAAAAAUCAAGCAUGAAACUUUCUCUUCCUCCAUUACUUUGCCUGGUUCUGCUGCCUCCUUUCACUCCCCAACAAGUGGUCAAGAGCUUGAUGAAUCAUUGGCCUUAGCGUCUACGGAAAGAGACAUGGAUCCCAAUGACAAUGUUGUUCCUUUUGUGGAAGAUUUCAGCCAGACUAGCCCAAAAAAGAAGAGGCGUAGGUUGGAAGGAGAAGCCGAGGCCUGCAAGCGUUGCAACUGUAAGAAAUCAAAGUGUUUGAAACUGUACUGUGAAUGUUUUGCUGCUGGUGUUUACUGCAUAGAGCCAUGUGCAUGUCAAGAUUGCUUCAACAAGCCUAUUCAUGAAGAUACUGUUCUUGCAACUCGCAAACAGAUAGAGUCUCGCAAUCCACUUGCAUUCGCUCCCAAAGUGAUUAGGAGCUCUGAACCUGCACCUGAAAUUGGGGAUGAGUCCAGCAAAACUCCUGCUUCAGCUCGGCAUAAAAGGGGAUGCAACUGCAAGAAAUCAAGUUGCCUAAAGAAAUACUGUGAAUGCUAUCAGGGUGGUGUUGGAUGCUCCCUUAACUGCAGAUGUGAAGGAUGCAAGAAUGCAUUUGGAAGAAAGGACGGAUCUGCUUUAGUGGAAAUGGAAGAUGAACCAGAAGAUGAAACAGAGGCAAGUGAAAAGAAUGGGGUUGAUAAAACAGUGCAGAAAGCUGAAAUCCAGAAUAAUGAUGAGCAGCAUCCAAAUUCUGCUCUUCCCACAACACCAUUACGGUUUUCCAGACCACUGGUUCAGCUGCCAUUUUCAUCGAAGGGCAAACCACCAAGAUGUUUUCUUGGCGUUGGAUCAUCUUCUGGAUUGUAUACUGGCCAAAGAUAUGGAAAACCAAAUAUUCUUCGACCUCAAUGGAAGUUUGAGAAGCAAUUCCAAAAUGUUUCAGGAGAUGAAAUUCCUGAGAUCCUUCGAGAAAACCACUCUCCAAGCUCUGGCAUUAAGACUUCUCCCAACAGCAAGAGGGUCUCUCCUCCACAAAGUAACUUAGGAUCAUCCCCUGGUCGGAGGAGUGGUCGGAAGUUGAUACUACAAUCCAUACCCUCAUUCCCUUCUCUCACUCCCCAGCAUUGAAAGGAAAUGUUCCCCAUAAAAGCUCGGAUGAAAUUCUUUUAAUCCUUUGUAGCGUUGAGAGGCAUGUUAGUUUAGUUGUAUGUUAUUUGAGUUUUUUCCGCUCUGCUUGUAUAAUAAGAUGCAAUCUAGUAGUCAUAAAAUCCAACUACUCUUGUAUAAUAUUGUACUUCUACCUUUUCUUUUGUUCA
This is a messenger RNA of Populus trichocarpa (black cottonwood), 2787 nucleotides long. RefSeq names its product protein tesmin/TSO1-like CXC 2. Lineage: Eukaryota; Viridiplantae; Streptophyta; Magnoliopsida; Malpighiales; Salicaceae. The transcript is spliced from 10 exons. The record is from RefSeq and is a predicted model, not a curated record. Gene Ontology annotation, molecular function: DNA-binding transcription factor activity. The coding region runs from base 323 to 2599 and encodes 758 amino acids.